GCAGGGCAAACGCAAGAUACGUAGCUAAUCUUUAUCUCUCUAAAUCUAAAACCAUGAAACUUUCUAGUCUGAGUGCGGCUGCUGCUGCUCUUAUGCUUCUUCUUCUUCUUUUACUGGCUGCAAGUUCAGAGGCCGCAAUAACAUGCAGUGACGUAACCAAGGACCUUAGACCAUGCCUGAGCUACCUUGUAAGUGGCUCAGGGAAACCACCUGCUGCAUGUUGUGCUGGAGCCUCAGCCCUCGCAUCUGCUGUGUCAACCUCUGCUGAUAAGAAGGCUGCAUGUGCCUGUAUUAAAUCGGCAGCCCAGAAAAUUAAUAUCAAAUCCCAGUUGGCCCAAGCUCUCCCUGGGAACUGUGGGAUCAACUUGUCCUUCUCUAUUUCUCCAAAUACUGACUGUUCAAAGAUUGGUUGAACCAUUGAAGCUGAAGCAGCUUGAACAUUUGGAAAUAAAAGGAGUUCUCUUAAUCCGUACCGAUAUGCAUAUAGAAAAACCCAGUUCUGCCCGUGCGUAUUACAAUCCUGAAGAUCUGCUCAUGCAUGCAUCUUUCGGACCCCUCUACGAAAUAAAGUAAAAUCUAUCUAAAAUUAAUACAUGGCCUGAGUGUGUUAAUUUUCUGCUUAAUUACUAGUUUGUUCCUAGCGCGCUUGUUCUGGAUUAAAUAAGAGUUUUGCCCCUAAAUAUAUUACAUGGGAAUGAAGACAAUCAUUUGUGUUGUACUC
Molecule: messenger RNA, 721 nt
Organism: Malus domestica (apple)
Lineage: Eukaryota; Viridiplantae; Streptophyta; Magnoliopsida; Rosales; Rosaceae
Source: RefSeq, a predicted model, not a curated record